This is a messenger RNA of Trypanosoma rangeli, 396 nucleotides long. RefSeq names its product LMBR1-like conserved region-containing protein. Lineage: Eukaryota; Euglenozoa; Kinetoplastea; Trypanosomatida; Trypanosomatidae. Bases 1 to 396 code for a protein of 131 amino acids. The transcript has a single exon. The record is from RefSeq and is a predicted model, not a curated record.
AUGGACAAAGUGGUUGUGUCAUUUGGGGCUGUGACGCACGGCUGCUUCUUGUGUUAUCUCCUUUCCUGCGUUGUGAAGGGGUGCAUCAAGAUUGGCGGCAAUCUUUUGCUGUUUCACGUCUACCCCAUGUUGCCUGGAAGCAUGCUCAUGAACGCCUUCCUUUUUAACGCGAUGCUGAUUAUGGUCACCUCCACGCCUUUUGUGGAGUUUUGCAUCAUCUGUUUUGCCGACUACGCCGUUAACACGAACGUCUGUGCGAUGUUUACGUUUUAUAUGACAAACAUGCAGGGUCUCAAGUAUAUUGUGAUGCACUGGCAAUACCCGUUGCUUGUGAUUGCGAGCGUGUCUUUUGUGUGGCUCCUCCUGUGUCUUAGGCGGCGCGUUGACGGUGAGUAG